UCCCCGACCUCCAGAGAUCCCCCCCCCCCCACCUCUGUGGUCCCCACACCGCACGGGGACCUCCAGGACACCCCGGAUCCCCCCGCUGUCCCCACCACGUCUCUGCCCGCGCCCCGCCGGGGUGGCACCGAGGUGGCACCGAGGUGGCACCGGGGUGGCCUCGAUGUCCCCGCUCCGCGCCCCCCGAGCAGCAGCACCGUCGGCCCGGCUCCACCUUAACCGGAGGCCCGGGCGGCUCCGGCGGGGCUCAGGGGCGUUUAUCUCCGCCGGGAUCAGCCAAUAUUUGUGGCCACGUCAGGAGGAGAACGAGCCCAUCCUCGCCCCGCGCUCCCGCUCAGUCCAGUUCUGCCACUCUGCUCCGCUCCCUCUCCCUCCGCUCAUCCCAUUCUGCUUCUGGGACACCGCUGGACUCCCACGCUGUCACCUCUGGCCACGGGAGAUGUUGCUCACCGUGGCUCUCCUUCUCCCGAGCCUCCUCCGCACGGCUGCGGCCAGGGGCGGGUGGUGUCCGGCCUGCGGGGUGGCCGCGCUGGCCCCCGGGGCGCAGCGGGACGCGCUGCUGGCUCUGGCCAAGCAGAGCAUCCUGGCCAAGCUCGGUUUACCGGGCAGGCCCAGCGUGCCGCAGCCGCCGGCCCGGGGAUCUCUCCUGACCGCGCUCCGCAGGAUGCGGGCACAGCGCUGGGACGCGGCCGCCACCCCCGGGAUGCUCCGGGACCGCCGCGUCCCCGCCCGGCCCCGGUACGAGGUGCUGAGCUUCGCUGAGCCCGGAUCCUCCACUUCCCACAGCGUCCGCCUGCAUUUCCGCUUCUCCCAGGAGGUGGCCGGGAGCACGGAGCUCCAGCAGGCCACCCUGUACCUGUUCUGGGCCAGUCCUGGCCGCGGGGCACAGCCCGUCACCGUCCGGCUCCUGCGGCCGGACCCGGCGGGGGCGAACUCGACGGCGGCCAGCGAGACGCGGCUGGAGGUGCGGAGACCCGGCUGGACCACGCUGGACAUCGGAGCAGCCGUCCGGAGCCUCUUCGGCCAGCAGAGCCCGCGGCUGACGGUGGAACUGGAGGUGCCAGAGGACUGGGGUUCCCCUCUCCCGUCCCACCACGGCGAUUCCCACUGGCCAUUCGUGGUGGCCCAAGCCCAGGCCAGGACUCCGCAUCGCGUCCGUCGGCGCGGCGUGGAUUGCGGCGCGGCCUCGCGGACGUGCUGCCGCCGGGAAUUCUUUGUGGACUUCAAGGAGAUCGGUUGGGAGGACUGGAUCAUCCAGCCCGAGGGGUACCACAUGAAUUACUGCGCGGGGCUGUGCCCGCUGCACAUGGCCGCGAUUCCCGGCCUCGCCGCCUCCUUCCACACCGCCGUCCUCAACCGCGUCAAGGCGGCGAGCGCGGCGGCGGCCGUGGAUUCCUGCUGCGUUCCCACCCAGCGCCGGCCCCUCUCCCUGCUCUACUACGACCGCGACAGCAACAUCGUCAAGACCGACAUCCCCGACAUGAUCGUGGACUCCUGCGGCUGCACCUGAGCCACGCCGAGCGCUUGGGAGGAGGACGGGACACGGCGGGAUGGGGCUCCCCCUUCCCAGCUCUGCCGAGGGGGUUUCUCCUCCUGCGGGUGAAGCAUCAAGGGUGUUAUAAAUGAAAAUUUGUCCAGCCAAAUUAAUAUGAGAAAUAAAAUAUUUAUUUUGCAA
Messenger RNA from Taeniopygia guttata (zebra finch), 1675 nucleotides. RefSeq names its product inhibin subunit beta C. Gene Ontology annotation, molecular function: growth factor activity; cytokine activity; hormone activity. Lineage: Eukaryota; Metazoa; Chordata; Aves; Passeriformes; Estrildidae. The record is from RefSeq and is a predicted model, not a curated record. Gene Ontology annotation, cellular component: extracellular region.